Molecule: messenger RNA, 366 nt
Organism: Spodoptera exigua (beet armyworm)
Lineage: Eukaryota; Metazoa; Arthropoda; Insecta; Lepidoptera; Noctuidae
Source: the annotation of a GenBank genome assembly
CCCAUGUAGACAAUGCUCAAGUCUUAUGUGCUGAUGAGCAGAUUGUAAAUCGCGAUGAAACCUUCUGCGAAGACAUGAAAGAACGAGCUCUCAUGUCGGAUGAACUGUUGCUGAGCAGCAUCCGAGGAUUAAAUAUCCAACAGAGGAAUUUGUUUCACAAAGUUUCAUUGGCAAUCGAAAAUGAUUUACAUGGUCAAGAGAGUCAACUGUUACUUUUUAUCACGGGUGGAAUUGGUAAAUCAUUUCUUUUACAAUUAAUCGUGGAUCAUAUUAAGCGUUGUUAUGCACUAAAAGUAGAUACACUGCUGAAACCCAGCUUUGUGGAGGUUGGGUCAUUGACUGGUGUUGCCACCCGAUAGAUAUUUG